This is a messenger RNA of Homarus americanus (American lobster), 3812 nucleotides long. RefSeq lists its product as uncharacterized. The transcript is spliced from 14 exons. Lineage: Eukaryota; Metazoa; Arthropoda; Malacostraca; Decapoda; Nephropidae. Bases 155 to 2812 code for a protein of 885 amino acids. The record is from RefSeq and is a predicted model, not a curated record.
UGUUAAAUGAAUUCUGACAUUGUUUGGGGAGCAGCACUUCCCGGCCGCCAUCUUUAGAGGACCACUAUAGCGUCUCAGUCACCCAGCAGUGGCCGCUAAUCGUGUAUUACUACCUUAUUUCUCCUUGAAUUAACCGAGGAUUUAUUCCCAAAGGAUGCCGGAGCGAUACCACAUAGACACGAGUUUUGGCUCGGGAUCAAGGAGGGAUAGAUCAGGAGGUAUGCAAAGAGCAAGAGAAACAAUUGAUUAUGGUCACGGUAGCAGUUUCAGUGCUGCGAGGUACAGAGAUGGGGGAGGUUAUGGAGGAGCAGGAAGCAGCAGUAGCAGCAGCAACUAUGGACUAGGAAACAGUUCUUCCAGUUAUGGGCCUUCUUCAAACUAUGGGAGCACUUCUAGCUAUGGGGGAGCUUCUUCAUAUGAUGGCCCUCCCAGUUACAGUCACUCUUACAAUGUUACUCCCAAUUAUGGUGGUAAUUCUUCUUAUGGCAGUUCUGGAUAUAGCAGUGGGCAGAUGGUUAGUCCUUGGGAGACUGGCAUGGCUCCUGCUAGUGUUGGAAUAAAUCAGGGUGGCUACUUACCCACUCCCAGAGGCUCCAGUGGGGGCAUGAUGGAGAGUGGUGGCCCCCCAACUUCAAAUAUAGUUGGUGCAGUCAAUCAGCUGACUCAGAUGGGGAGUACUGAAUCAAAGCUUGCCUUGAACAUCUUAAAUGCUGUCCUGUCCACAGGACCAGGUGAUGAAGGGCAUCCCCACAAUGUGGACAUUGGACCACCAGCCAAUAAGAUGAGACGAAUGGAACGGGAUGGGGGUCAUGGUAACCACCGAGGGCGGACUCAUUCCCCCCCUGUGCGUCCACCGCCAGUACGCAAGUUUCCUCAACGGGAUCAGCAGUACAACCCUCGUCGGUCUUGGGACAACACGUCGCCUCAUCGUGGCAGGGGUGGCUAUUCCUAUGGCACAGCUGGACGUCUUAUGGUGACUAAUUACCAGCUUAGAAAGACAGCAAAGGCCAAACGGGGUAAGCCUAGGCCUGAUACCAAGGAAAAUAAAGGCCCUGCCAAGAACCAGAAGAAGGUGAGGAGUGAGGCAACACCAGCAGCAACAGCCGGGACAGCAGGUGGCCAGAAGGGGGACAAAUCUGAGGGUGAUGGUUCCUCAGCUUCAGCUGGCCCUAAAAAGAGUGAAACCAAAGAUGAUCCUAAGAAUGGAACAGAAGAGACAGAGGAAGCAGCUGAUGAUGCAGAAAACACAGAAGCAAUGGAUACCACCGAGAAUGAUGAAGACAAGGAUAUGAAAGCUAAAAAGGAGGCAUUUGUUCCCAGAGAGAUCCUGAAGUGCCACAUGUGCGAUGUUGACAACUUUUAUUCCAUUAAUUGUUACCAAAAACAUCUGGAUUCAAAGGCUCACAAGACCACAGCUAAUGCAUACCAUGAGCAGGGAGCAUCUAUCCUGGAAGUGUUGAGAGCUGAGGCAAAGUUGGCUUGUCAGCGACAAAUUCUGAAGGCCUGGAAGAAUGGAGCAAGAGGGAACCUCAUGACAUGUGGCAAGUGUCAAUGUAAAAUUGCUGGAAGUCUCCAGGAUCAUAACAAGAGUGUAGUGCACAGUCUCGUGGCACAGUACCUGAAGGUUAAGUGCUGUGGUCAUGCUUACACCAUCAGAGGAGCUCUUGAGGAACACCGCCUCUCACUUCUCCACUUUAAGUGGCAGAUGGAGAUGGAGCAGGAAAUGAAAGAGAGAGAAGAGAAGAAGAUGGAGGUAGAGGGAGUUAGUACUGAAGAAGAUGCAUUGCAGAUGUUCUAUGAUGCUGUGGAGAAGUAUAAGGCCAAUAAUUGUGAGGAAGAAGUGACUUCAGACACGAUACCUCCUUAUGACCCUGCUGUUCCUGUCGGACUGCACAUGAUUGGGACAAAAUCUCAUUACCGUUGUAAAGUUUGCCCAGGUCCAAGGUUUAGAAUGGUGGAUGAACAACAAGUGAGAACUCACUUCCGUUCUAUUGUUCAUUACCAAAAUUUGUUUGCUCACGUCACAAAAACGCAGGAAUUGAAAAAUAUUGAAAGGAGGAAAAAGGAGGAUGAAAAGAAGAAACAGCAAGCGGAAGAAAAAAAGACAGGAGAAAAACAGGCAGGAGAAAAACAGGCAGAAGAAGAAAAACAGACAGAAGAAGAAAAACAAGCAGAAGAAGAAAAACAAGCAGAAGAAGAAAAUCAGGCAGAAGAAGAAAAUCAGGCAGAAGAAGAAAAUCAGGCAGAAGAAGAAAAGGCAGAAGAUGAAGAUCAGGCAGAAGAUGAAGAUCAGGCAGAUGAAGAAGAAGAACAGACAGAGGAAGACAAAAAGACAAAGGAGGAAGAAGCAGCAGCAGUGAAGGAUAACAACGAUAGUAUGGAAGGACAAGAAAACAUCGAGGACAUGGAAACUGUGGAUGAAGCUACAGAAGAUACAGAGUUGGACACAAGCACUGAAGUCGACGCAGUUGCAGACCAGAGCGACAAGGAAACGAAGCCACAAGAGAAGGUUGACGACGUUGAUAUGGACGAGAUAAAAUCUGUGUUAGAGGAAGUGGGAGAAGCCUUUGGUGUUGAGGAAGAGGAGGCAUGUGAAGUGAACAAUGCAAAAGAUAAUGCUGUUGGUGAAGAAGGGUCUAAACAGAUAUUGAAAGAGAAAAAAGUUGUUGCUGAAGAGAAACCAGCUGUAAAACAAGAAAGUCCUAAGGAAAUAAUUAAAGUUGAGCAAGAGGUGAAGGUUGCUGAAGUGGGAACUCCAACUCGUGGACGACGAGGGAGGGGAAGAGGACGGGGGCGAUCCCCUCGGAACUAGUUCCUUUGAAAAUAGUAAGAUGUGCAACUGUCUGGAAAGGUGUGCCUGAAGCUGGUAAUUGGUUUUCACAAAUGAGGAAUUGUUGGUAAAGGUCUCCUUUAUGUUGCAUAACAUGACUACCUUGCAAUGGUAACAUUUACUCUCGUCAUUAAUGUGAUUAAAGGAUACAAGUUUUGAACAUGUGCAGUUGGUGGAAAAUGUGUGUGAACCAGUGUUAGUAUGUGUGUUCACAUAUGUGCAUAACAUGUUUAAUGAUGCAAAGGAACAUAAUACUAUCUGUAUUUUAUAUGAUUAUCUAGAUAGUGUAGCAUUUGUCCAAUUAGACACACUACCAAAUAGUUUUGGAUGAUUUCACAUGUUUAUAUAGUUAUUUUAUUUCAAUAUCCAUUGCAGUUAUUUUGUGUGUGUGCCCGCCCCCAUGAGUGGGCACUGAAAAUCGCUUCUUCUUUUUUAAUAUGUAGUUCCAUAAUUAUUUUUUGUGAGUAUGCAUGAGACCAUUAAGAGUGAAAGGUUCAACUUAUCCUUAGUAGCGACAGCUUAUGACGUGUCAGUUAAGCCACUUAAAUAAAUUAAAUACUACUAUUGGUGUACUGAAAAUAUUUGUUUCAAAGUUUGACAGGAAUUUGGAUUAAUGUGAAUUAGCAUGUGGUUAAGUACCCACUAUGCAGAAUUCUAAAAAUUUGUACGCUUACAGAUGCCAGACCAUGGCUGAUUUGAGUUGUGGAAAAGGGUGUAUUCUUCAACUUUAACACAAUGAGGCUAGUGAACUUGAGAAUAAGUAAUUAUGUGAGAAUUACCAAUAUUUGUUAAUGAGCAUAAGCUCAAGGUGGGUUAAGCACUUUCCAAUAGCAUAUUGUCUGAUAGUUAUAUAAAUUUUGUAAGUAUUUGUAGCUGAACCGUAGUCUUUGGUACCACAGGAAAAAUAUUAAUGCAUUGUUGAUCUUUAUGUGCCUGAAAAUCAGAUUUAAUUUGCCUUUGUCAAUUAAAAUGAAUAUAUAAA